This is a messenger RNA of Zea mays, 978 nucleotides long. RefSeq names its product WUS2 protein. The transcript is spliced from 3 exons. Gene Ontology annotation, biological process: plant organ development. Gene Ontology annotation, molecular function: DNA binding; DNA-binding transcription factor activity. The coding region runs from base 1 to 978 and encodes 325 amino acids. Lineage: Eukaryota; Viridiplantae; Streptophyta; Magnoliopsida; Poales; Poaceae. The record is from RefSeq and is marked provisional.
AUGGCGGCCAAUGCGGGCGGCGGUGGAGCGGGAGGAGGCAGCGGCAGCGGCAGCGUGGCUGCGCCGGCGGUGUGCCGCCCCAGCGGCUCGCGGUGGACGCCGACGCCGGAGCAGAUCAGGAUGCUGAAGGAGCUCUACUACGGCUGCGGCAUCCGGUCGCCCAGCUCGGAGCAGAUCCAGCGCAUCACCGCCAUGCUGCGGCAGCACGGCAAGAUCGAGGGCAAGAACGUCUUCUACUGGUUCCAGAACCACAAGGCCCGCGAGCGCCAGAAGCGCCGCCUCACCAGCCUCGACGUCAACGUGCCCGCCGCCGGCGCGGCCGACGCCACCACCAGCCAACUCGGCGUCCUCUCGCUGUCGUCGCCGCCUUCAGGCGCGGCGCCUCCCUCGCCCACCCUCGGCUUCUACGCCGCCGGCAAUGGCGGCGGAUCGGCUGGGCUGCUGGACACGAGUUCCGACUGGGGCAGCAGCGGCGCUGCCAUGGCCACCGAGACAUGCUUCCUGCAGGACUACAUGGGCGUGACGGACACGGGCAGCUCGUCGCAGUGGCCAUGCUUCUCGUCGUCGGACACGAUAAUGGCGGCGGCGGCGGCCGCGGCGCGGGUGGCGACGACGCGGGCGCCCGAGACACUCCCUCUCUUCCCGACCUGCGGCGACGACGACGACGACGACAGCCAGCCCCCGCCGCGGCCGCGGCACGCAGUCCCAGUCCCGGCAGGCGAGACCAUCCGCGGCGGCGGCGGCAGCAGCAGCAGCUACUUGCCGUUCUGGGGUGCCGGUGCCGCGUCCACAACUGCCGGCGCCACUUCUUCCGUUGCGAUCCAGCAGCAACACCAGCUGCAGGAGCAGUACAGCUUUUACAGCAACAGCACCCAGCUGGCCGGCACCGGCAGCCAAGACGUAUCGGCUUCAGCGGCCGCCCUGGAGCUGAGCCUCAGCUCAUGGUGCUCCCCUUACCCUGCUGCAGGGAGCAUGUGA